Armigeres subalbatus is the source of this 3257-nucleotide messenger RNA. It is a transcript of the gene Nbr, whose product is annotated as exonuclease mut-7 homolog. Gene Ontology annotation, biological process: nucleobase-containing compound metabolic process. The transcript is spliced from 9 exons. Gene Ontology annotation, molecular function: 3'-5' exonuclease activity; nucleic acid binding. The coding region runs from base 279 to 3113 and encodes 944 amino acids. The record is from RefSeq and is a predicted model, not a curated record. NCBI's taxonomy places the organism in Eukaryota, Metazoa, Arthropoda, Insecta, Diptera, Culicidae.
AGAAAAUGUUUACGUUUUGUUUCGCCUGUCAAAAAUUGCAUUCCAAAACAUCUGAUUUUUCAGUGAAAAUUUUCCUCGUUUUUACUGGAUUAGUCCUGAUUUUCCGGAGAAAAUAAAUUUUCACGGUCCAUUUUCCAGUUGAUUCUUCGGUUCGGCAGCGUGUCGAGCCAAUAAGUGUAGAAGCUGGUGGUACCGCAGUGUUUUGAUUGUGCGUGAUUCCCUUUUCGGAAACUUUCGCGUAAAGAAGCCUCCGCCCGUUCACUCGAACCGAGUGAAACAUGAGCGACUCCGAUGCACCACGGCCGGCCCAACUUGGGUUUGCGCCAGCCGGGUACGAUAGCGAUGACACCGAAGAUGAGAUGCUGAUGAUGAUGCCCAACACUUCGAAGUCUUCCGGCGGAAGUGGAGAAACCGGGCGUUGCUUCGAGGAUGAAAGAAUUAAGAUCGUACCGCAUAUCGGUUGGCGCGCAGGCAUCCAGGAUCAGGAUUUUGACAUUGAGUUGGACGAAAAUAUUGCCACCUGGUUCGAGGGGUUCCGCGAGAGUUUCAAGACGUUCAAAAAGGGACCACUGAUAUCGCAGCGUUUGCAGAUGUUUUAUCUGAACACUCGCAAUCCGUACGAGUGGUCGCUGAAGUUGUUUGCCAACUGUCCGGAUCACAACUCGCCGAAAAGUAGCUCAUUGGCUUAUACGGUGCUGGAGGAGAUGAGCAACUUCAAAAAGCAUUACAAUCUCGGAACGGAGCAGCUGGUGGACGAUAAUCUCCGAAUGGUGGCGUUCAACUUUGUGGCGAAGCAAAGUCACUGUCUGCUGUUUCGGAUGGUGGUGGAAACUUUCGAGUUUCUGCAGUGUCGGGAGAUGUUUAUCCCGAAGAUUCGGGAGAUGAUUGCCCGGAAGCAGUACAAAGAAGCUGGCCAGAUUGCGAUCGAUCUGGAGCUGUUCGAUGAAUUUGACGAGCAUGACUUUGUGAUGCCGCUGCUCAUGCAGGACAAGAUAUCGAUCGCUGAGGAUUACUUAAACAAGGCGGAAAGGCUGCAGAGGCCGGUCGUGCAGUUACUGGAUUCGUUCUUCGACAAGAAGCAGUCGGUUGAAAACCACUGCUCGCGAUAUAUUUCGGAACACGACGUUACAGAUGUAUAUUACAGCAAAUUACAUCAAAAACCUUUGAGUAAACUUGUGCAACGACUAGCCAAAAACUACAAUAUCCCGAAGCAGUUCAGGCCGAAUGUGUACAAAAUGAAGAACUUUGGAGCGCUGCAGUUUUUAGUACACAAGCGUUAUUACGAGAAAAGUUUGAACAAAGAUUCCUGGGACGAAAUGGUGCGGGACACUGUACCGGAAUCGGAUCGAGAACUACAGCUGGAACUGAUUUGUCUUUGUUCGAAUUUUAAUGAUCAACCGGAGGCGGCCAAGUGGGCGUUGCAUUUCCAGCUGAAAACAAGUGAUCUUCCACUAUUGGUGCAGGACUUCAUACUGGAGCAAGAUGACAAUAAUCAGCACCCCAAGCAGGACUUCGACGACGAACAGUGGGACGCUCCCGAUAGUGAACCGGUGCAUACGCUUCGGCUCGAUGAAUCACACGUUCAUCUGGUUGAUUCGAGGGACAGGUUCUUCGCCAUGCUGUCCGAUCUCGAUCGUCAGUCAAUUAUUGCUUUCGAUUCGGAGUGGAAACCCACCUUUGGUGGGGCCAACGAGGUUUCCCUGAUCCAACUCGCCACAUGGGAAGACGUGUAUAUGAUAGACGUGAUGGUCAGCCGAUUGGAAACAUCGGAUUGGGCUGCCCUAGCAAAGAAUGUGUUCAACCGGGACGACAUUUUGAAGCUGUCGUUCGCUCCUUCCACGGAUAUUUCCAUGUUCCAGAAGGCACUGCCGUCUUUCAAUGUGAUAUACAGCUCUCAGAAUACGUCUGGUAUUCUCGAUUUACAGCUUUUGUGGCGCCACGUGGAAAAAUUCGAUAGCUUUCGGUUUCCAUACCAUGAGGAAGCAGUUAAUCAAAAUCUUGCAAAUCUGGUCAGACUGUGUCUGGGCAAAAAAUUGGAUAAAUCGAAUCAGUUCUCGAACUGGGCGCAGCGUCCCUUGCGGAAGGAACAGCUCCGGUAUGCUGCAUUGGAUGCAUUCUGUUUGUUGGAGAUCUACGAAGCCAUCGAGAAGCAGUUGAUGCGCAUACAAUUAGAUCCGAAUGGAAUUUUGAAUGCAUUGCUCAACGAUGUUCGACCGAAUGAAGAUGCCACCAGGCGGGCGGGCAAGCAAGAAGAUUUUUCCGGUUCACGUCGCCGGAAUCGUGAUAAGUACAACAAACGACAUACUUAUGUCAGUGAUACCGAUAGCGGAAGUUCUUCUCGCACCCAACAAAAUCACCACAAUUCUUCGAACCAAAGUCGAUCCAAAUCUAAAGGCGUCGUCGGUUCCCGAGAGCAGCAACAAACUGCUGGUCCGAACUUGAAAUCUGUACUAAUUUCGGAAGCGCGCUUUGUGUGUGAUCGGAUGCUGGAAGGGCUGGCAAAGAUGCUGCGACGGUUCGGCAUCGACACGGUUGCAAUACGGAACGAGAAGGGUGAUCGAUGUGUUUUUGUGGCUCUCAACGAGGGUCGAUACGUGCUGACCCGGGGAGCCAAUUACCACAAGUAUUGCGAAUACCUCCCGCCGAAUCAUUGCUACAACGUCAGCAAUGACCGGGUCGAGGAUCAACUGCUGGAGGUGCUGCGGUACUACAAGGUCGUCAUACGCCAGGAGAACAUUUUCAGCCGGUGUCAACUGUGCAACUGCGGGCGGUUCCUGUCGGCAACCCCCGAAGACAUCUAUCGACUGAAGACGCAUUCUUCAAUGCCGGCAAAUUAUCGGGACAUUCAUCGGAGAGACCCCCCAAACGUGGACGAUCGGAUGCAGCUCAACCGCAGCUGGAUUCUGGAUAAUCUCGAGGAACGUCAUCAUAGCACUGGCCGGACAGAUGCAGACGUUCCCAUCGAUAUCGGCUACGUUAACGACAAUGUGAUUGCCAAUGUUGAUGUGUUCUAUAUAUGUGAUGGGUGCGGUCGGUGCUACUGGGACGGAUCGCACCUGGAGAAUAUUCUCGCCGGUAAGCUGGCCGACAUUCUUUCUUUAAAUUAUGACUAAGUAAGUUAUUAUUAUGAAUAUAUACGAGAUUUCCAGCCCAUGGUUGGAUCAUCUCGGUGAUAAUGUUACCUGUUAGAAGAGGAGCAAGGGUUGGGAGUAUUAUGAAUAUAAAUGAUGAUAUGUAUUGAUCGUUUUUGCAUAGUA